Messenger RNA from Limulus polyphemus (Atlantic horseshoe crab), 1146 nucleotides. Its product is annotated as GTP cyclohydrolase 1-like. The transcript has 6 exons. The record is from RefSeq and is a predicted model, not a curated record. Gene Ontology annotation, biological process: tetrahydrofolate biosynthetic process; tetrahydrobiopterin biosynthetic process. Gene Ontology annotation, cellular component: cytoplasm. The coding region runs from base 50 to 757 and encodes 235 amino acids. NCBI's taxonomy places the organism in Eukaryota, Metazoa, Arthropoda, Merostomata, Xiphosura, Limulidae. Gene Ontology annotation, molecular function: GTP binding; GTP cyclohydrolase I activity; zinc ion binding.
UUACAUCAGCCAGACGACAGCAUAUAGCCUACAGGUUGAACUUAAUAAUAUGUGCGACGGACUAGCUAACGGGAAGCUGUCAGAAGAGCUCCUUUUAAAGGAUGAACUCGGGUGUCAUAAAGACUCAACCAUUAUCGCUAAGCGUUUCCUCAGAGUUCCUUCUGAUGAAGAAAUCAGGAAAGAACGAACAGACGUAAACUGCCAAGUUGUUGAACUCUCCAGAGCUUAUCGUAGUAUACUGACUGGGAUCGGAGAAGACCCCGAACGGCAAGGUCUGGCGAAAACUCCCGAAAGAGCAGCUAAAGCCUUAAUGUUCUUUACUCAUGGUUAUGGCCAGAAAAUAGGAGAUGUGGUCAACGACGCUAUAUUUCAUGAAGACCACGAUGAGAUGGUUAUAGUCAAGGAUAUUGAGAUGUUCUCUAUGUGUGAGCACCACCUGGUGCCGUUCAUUGGAAAGGUCUCCAUUGGAUAUCUUCCUGACAAGAAAGUUCUAGGUUUAAGCAAGUUGGCAAGGUUAGUCGAAAUUUACAGUAGACGUCUACAAGUUCAAGAAAGGUUGACAAAACAGAUUGCCCUUGCUAUCGUGGAGGCGAUCAACCCUACAGGAGUGGGAGUCGUUAUUGAAGCUAGCCACAUGUGUAUGGUGAUGCGUGGUGUUCAGAAACUUAACAGCAAAACCGUGACCAGCACUAUGCUCGGCUAUUUCCGGGAAGAUCCGAAGACAAGAGAAGAAUUUUUAACAUUAAUUCGUAAAUGAUUAAGAUAUAUGAUGUAGAAUACUGAUUUGAUUUUUUAACACUUUGGGAGGGAGUUUCAAACUAACAUUAUCAUUUAAAAAGAUUGUGCGGUAUUUUAUUUUUGUUUUUCAUUUGCAAGAGGAAAUAACUAAUUUUUUUUAUAUAUUUUAAACAUUUAAAAUUAUCUUUUAAAUGAACAGUUGAGACAAUAAAAUGCAUUAAAUAAUGUUUAAGUGAGAAACUAUACAGUUUGUAUCAGUGAACACAAAGUUCCUAAAUGUCUGCAAUGUCAAGUUCCACAGAUGAUGAGUAUUAUUAACUUAAGCUUCAUCACAAGUGUUCAUUAUUGUAUGUAAUUUGUAUUUAUUAGACUUUUGAAAAUGCUCAUCAUAAAAACGUUUAAUUUAAA